Colletotrichum higginsianum IMI 349063 is the source of this 1713-nucleotide messenger RNA. RefSeq lists its product as uncharacterized. The record is from RefSeq and is a predicted model, not a curated record. Bases 1 to 1713 code for a protein of 570 amino acids. The transcript has 4 exons. Lineage: Eukaryota; Fungi; Ascomycota; Sordariomycetes; Glomerellales; Glomerellaceae.
AUGUCAUCAUCGGUAAAGCAUCACAGUGCUCCGUUGGAAGCCUCAACCCCACACAAGUCGUCCGCUACCAAGAAGGCGGCGACGCCAGCCAAGGUCGACGAACGUAAGGCACAUGCCACCCCGAAGAAGGAAUCGGCUUCGGCCGCUGCGAAAGAGAAGACGACGCCAGUAACGAAGAAGAUCUCUUCGUCAACAUCCAAGCCGGCCGCUUCCGCCACCAAGACACCUACGUCUGCCUCGAAGACGGCCUCGUCGAAGGCCAAGCCUACCACAUCCAGUGCACACAAGACAGCUUCGCAAGCUUCCAAGCCCGUCAAGUCCUCAUCACACACUGCACAGAAGGCGACGAGCGGGAGCAGCGGUGCCGACAUCAUCAAGAGACUUCAGGAGAAGAAGAACCCACAAUAUUCCGAGACGACUGGCUCGGACAUUGUCAAGAGGAUCCAAGCAAGAAAGGCCGCGGCGGCCAAGGCGGAGGCUGCACCGUCCAAGGCCGAGACCACGGUGAAGAAGACGGCAUCGACAGCCAAGCCGUCAACACAAUCCGCAUCCGUACCUAGAACUUCAGCCAGUGCCCCCAAGUCGGCACCGGCCCCCGCGAAGCAGCCGGUCAAGCCCGCGGUGAUCCCGGCUCCGGUUCUGAGAAGCGUACCAGCUGCCAACCCUACGCCGGCGAAGACGUCUUCUGCCCCGGCCCCUAAGAAAGAGAAGGUGUACGCCCCUGGCGCCCUGGUGCCGACUGCGGAGCUUGAGGCGAAGCGUGCAAAGGCCGCUGCUACCAAGAACGCGGGUCCCAAGGAGAAGAACUACCACCCGAGCGCCCUCUUGCCUACGCAUGAGCUCGAGGCCAAGCGCGCCGCGAAGAAGUCGGGCCAGACUGGCGGGCCUGUUGGCCAGGUUACCGACACCGUCGGCAAGACCGUUGGAGGCGUCACCCGGACCGCCGGAGGCGUUGUUGGCGGGGCCGGCAAGACUGUCGGUGGUGUUGGCAAGACUGCCGGGGGAGUUGUCGAUGGAGUCGGCAAGUCCGCCGGCGGCACCGUCAACAACCUGGGUAAGACUGUCGGUGGUGUUACCGGAGGUGUCGGCAAGCAGGUCGGUGACACCGUCGGUGGUCCGCUCGGCAAGGGCGUUAGUGGCGCUACGGACGGGCUCGGAAAGACUGUCGGCGGUGCUACCAGCGGCGUCGGCAACACGCUCGGGGCUGCUACUGGAGGUCUUGGAAAGACUCUUGGUGACACCACUGGUGCGCUCGGAAGGGGUGAUGUUAUGGGCACCGUCGGCGGAGCCACUGCUGGAGUCGGUAACACCGUUGGAGGUGUUGGAAAGGGAUUGGGCGACACUGUUGGCGGCACUCUUGGAGGUGUUGGUGACACGGUCGGUGGACCCGUCGGAGGCAUUGUCGGCGGCGUCGGCAAGGGCGCCGGCGAUGCUGUCACUGGUAUCACAGGUGGCCUAGGCAAGGGCGUUGGCAAACUCGGCAAGGGAGAUGUCCUCGGCGGCGUCGGUGAUGUUGUCGGAGGCGUUGGCGACGGAGUCGGAGGCCUUCUUGGAGGUGUACUCGGCGGUGUUGGCGGAGGAGGAAAAGACAACGGCGGUGGUCUCCUUGGUGGAGUUCUUGGAGGAGGCGGUGGCGAUGAGAAAGAAGGAGGCGGUGGUGGAGGCCUUCUCGGAGGCGGAGGAGGAAAGGGAGGUGGUUUGUUGGGAUUGUGA